Messenger RNA from Aspergillus campestris IBT 28561, 3942 nucleotides. RefSeq names its product putative plasma membrane phosphate transporter Pho87. Gene Ontology annotation, biological process: polyphosphate metabolic process; monoatomic anion transmembrane transport; phosphate ion transport. NCBI's taxonomy places the organism in Eukaryota, Fungi, Ascomycota, Eurotiomycetes, Eurotiales, Aspergillaceae. Gene Ontology annotation, cellular component: membrane. Gene Ontology annotation, molecular function: phosphate transmembrane transporter activity. The transcript is spliced from 8 exons. The record is from RefSeq and is a predicted model, not a curated record. Bases 1 to 3942 code for a protein of 1313 amino acids.
AUGCCGCCCCGUUUGAAUCUUUUUACGGCCAGAGCGGCGGUCUUCCGCCCGGCCUCCAGCAACCAGUCCGUGUCUCGCCGCAGUAUCACCUCGCUUCUCAACGCCAACCGCUCGUCUGCCGCAUCGUCGAGCGCGAAUGGCCUGAAGUCGUACCUGCCGCAGACGCGAUACAGCUCGUCGGAUUCCAAGGGAAAGGAUGAUGCUGCGAAGGUGCCGGAAGAGCCUCUGCCUCAUGUCAGUGAGGAGGCCGCAGAGGUGGCUAACAUCAUGAACAAGAAGUGUGAUGGUAGUGCGCCGGCGAGUCCGGAGCUGGAGCAGGGGACGCCUAUUUCGGAGAUCUUCAAACGAGACACCGACGACCAGAAGUACGCCCCCAAGGUGCUCAAGGACCAGAGCAAGGGUCCCUCGGGCACCCGCUCGUUCUCGACUUCGACCCGCCGGACACAGGCCGACCUCCAGGGCGAUAACCAGAUGGAGCCCGCCGCCGCCAUGGUGGCCAGCAUGAUCUCCCAAGUCAACCAACAGGCGGCGGAGCUCAACCCGGGCCUGAAAUUCCCCGCGCCCGAAUCCCUCCCCAGGACCGAGAACUUCCGCACGCGUUACGAUACUCUCCUCGAUCAGUUCACCAAGCAGCUGAUGCGGGAUGGCAAGUUGGCUACUGCCCAACGGAACAUGUCUAUCAUCCUGGACCAUCUCCGGACCUCCUCCCCUCCCCAGGUCCACGCCAAGCGCCGCCUGCUCGGCAGUCCUUCCACCCCGCAACUCCCCAUGAACCCCGUCCUCUACCUCACGCUGAUCAUCGACUCUGUGGCCCCCGUGAUCAAGCUGCGCCAACAAAAAGGUAUCGCCGGUGGUGGUGCGUCCGUGCCCGUGCCCUUCGCGCUGAACCAGCGACAGCGCCGCCGUCAGGCAAUCCGGUGGAUCAUCGACGCCUCGGACAAGCGACGGGACAGCUCGCUCGCUCAGCGGGUCGCCAAUGAGUUGGUUUCCGUUGCUGAGGGGCGUAGCGGUGUGUGGGAGCGUCGGGAGCACACGCAUAAGAUGGGUGUGGCUGUGGCACGCUUCGCUUCUGCGACGAGUGCCUUCAGUGACAACGACCACUUGAACCCCCCUGCGCCCCCCACUUCUGGCCAGAACAUCGAGCUCCUCGACUAUCCCGUACGACCUGAGACUGUCCCUGGCGCACCCUCGUCGCCGACCACAUCCCCCAAUCAGGACCCCCGAUCCAUUGACUCGUUCCGAGAGGCGAAAGAGCGUGCAUACCCCAGGCGGUAUCUCCGGGACAGACCCUUCACGCUUAAGUACUGGGUCGAGGCGCUUCACCGCCGCGCCCGCGAUCCUCAGGACGCCGCCAACAUGAAGUUCUCGCACAGUCUCCAGUUCAAUGCGGUGCCGGAAUGGAGCUCCCAUUACAUUGCUUACAGCAAUCUCAAGAAAUUGGUAUACACGUUGGAACAGCAAGUCCACAAGGCCAGUGGACGCCCCCGUGCCGAUGUGGAAUCUGCCCCGCUGCUGGAUGAUUCCCCCAACCCGGACGCCGUCUUCCGCCACGCUCUCAAUACCGAACUGGAUAAGAUAUGCCUCUUUUACGACGACAAGGAGGAUGAGAUCCUCCGGGAGGUCGAUGGCGUCGUCAAAGAAGCCGAUGAUUAUGCGAUCAACUCCGCCGGUGUCAAUAUCGAUCCGAUGAGCGAGAACAUGAUCAAAGCGCGGACAAUGAGUGCAGGCUCCCAGCCGCGACCGAUGUUUUCCUUUCGCGACCACCAUCCGGAUGCCGACCGACGUCGGAGCGCCAUCAGCGCGUCCGCGGCCGAGGACUUUGACGACGAUAGCGACGACGAGGCACAAGCCCAGGCCUCCCGUCCGGGGACAUCCCACUCACGUGGCGCAGAGUCCAACCCCCUGGAAGGAAACCACACCGAUGGCAUGGGCGACUCGAGCUACCUGGGCGACUCGCGACUGAUGCGCAGCCGCAGUGGGCCCCAGGUCGAACAUUUCACUGACCUCCACAUUCUGGACCUGUACAAUGCCGGCCUCUCGCUGAAGAAGCGGGCUGUCGACGCUUAUGUCUCGCUCUGCGGGCUCAAGUCCUUCAUCCAGUUGAACCGCACCGGUUUCUCCAAGAUCCUCAAGAAGUACGACAAGACCCUGGAUCGUAACCUCCGGCGAGAGUACAUGAACUCCACCGUGGCCUGCGCCUAUCCCUUCUCGGACUCGACCAUGGCCACGGUGGAAGACCGCAUCCAUAUGAUGGAGAAAGUCUAUGCGGACGUGGUCACCUCGGGGGACCUGCCGCUUGCCACGCGCGAGCUGCGGCUCCAUCUGCGGGAGCAUGUGGUCUGGGAGCGGAAUACAGUCUGGCGCGAGAUGAUUGGCAUCGAGAGGAAAGCCCAGGCGGCCAAUGUCGGCAUCCGCCGGACCCUCCUGGGCGGAGAUGAAGAUCCCGCCACUGCACGGCGCCAGGGUGACGAACAGGAGGGGGCCACUAAGGAGCUCCGGACUCCCCUAGGCGUGUUCUAUCCGCCUCAGUGGCUCUGCAGCUUGAGUUUUGGGUCCCUCAUCCUCAUCCUAUGUAUCUUUGCGGCUUUGCUUGCUAGCCCUAUCAUGGAGAAGCCGGAGCAGCAAAACUGUCUGGCCAUGCUGAUCUUUGUUAGUAUGCUGUGGGCUACAGAGGUCAUUCCGCUCUUCGUCACUUCCCUCCUUAUCCCCUUCUUGGUGGUCGUACUCCGCAUCAUGAAGUCGACAGACAAGCCCUAUCACCGUUUAGGGACCAAGGAGGCCACCGGUGCUGCGUUCAGCGCCAUGUGGACACCCGUCAUCAUGCUGCUGCUCGGAGGAUUUACCAUUGCAGCGGCAUUGUCCAAGUACGAUAUUGCUCGUCGCAUGGCUUUGGUAGUCUUGAGCAAGGCUGGUGCGAAACCGGGCAUGGUGCUGCUUGCCAACAUGUUCGUGAGCAUGUUUCUCAGCAUGUGGAUUAGCAACGUCGCUUCGCCGGUGCUGUGCUAUUCGAUCAUUCAGCCUCUGUUGCGGAAUCUCCCUCCUGACUCCAGGUUUGCCAAAGCCCUCGUGCUGGGUAUCGCGCUUGCGGCCAAUGUAGGAGGUGCUGCGUCGCCUAUCGCGUCGCCGCAGAAUAUUAUCGCUCUGCAAAACAUGUCCCCGAACAUCAGCUGGGGCACGUGGUUCUUCGUCGCGCUUCCAGUCUGCAUCAUCUCCAUCUUCCUCAUCUGGGUGUUGUUGCUGAUUACAUUCAACGCCAACCACGGCACGACCAUUGUCCCCAUCCGACCGAUCAAGGAGAAAUUCACCGGCGUCCAGUGGUUCGUCACCUUGGUCACGUUGUCGACGAUCGCCCUGUGGUGCGGCAGCCAUCAACUCGAGCACGUCUUCGGCGACAUGGGCGUCAUCGCCAUCAUCCCGAUGGUCCUCUUCUUCGGCACCGGCAUCCUCAACAAAGAAGACUUCAACAACUUCCUCUGGACCAUCAUCAUCCUCGCCGCAGGUGGCCUCUGCCUCGGCAAAGCGGUCACCUCCUCCGGCCUCCUCCACACCCUCGCCGGCAGCAUCCGCACCCAGGUCGAGCAUCUCAGUCUGUACGGCGUUUUGAUCGUCUUCUCCGCCCUGAUCCUCGUCGUCGCCUCCUUCAUCUCCCACACCGUCGCCGCCCUGAUCAUGCUCCCGCUCGUCCGCCAGAUCGGCGUCGGCAUGGAAGACCCCCAUCCCGAUCUGUUGGUCAUGGCCAGUGCCCUGAUGUGCUCCGUCGCCAUGGCCUUGCCAACCAGCGGUUUUCCCAACAUGACCGCCAUCAUGACCGAAGUGCCCCAGACAGGCCAACGCUACCUCCAAGUCCGCCACUUCUUCACUCGCGGUAUCCCAGCCAGUAUCAUGUCUUUUGCAGUCAUCGUCACGCUGGGGUACGGAUUGAUGUAUAUAGCCGGAUUAUGA